Emericellopsis cladophorae is the source of this 2943-nucleotide messenger RNA. Its product is annotated as Lethal(2) giant larvae protein-like protein. The record is from RefSeq and is a predicted model, not a curated record. Gene Ontology annotation, biological process: regulation of exocytosis; establishment of cell polarity; regulation of protein secretion. The transcript has 3 exons. Bases 1 to 2943 code for a protein of 980 amino acids. Gene Ontology annotation, cellular component: plasma membrane; cytoplasm. Gene Ontology annotation, molecular function: myosin II binding; syntaxin binding; GTPase activator activity. Lineage: Eukaryota; Fungi; Ascomycota; Sordariomycetes; Hypocreales; Bionectriaceae.
AUGUCGUCCUUCCUACGCGGCAAGCAGGCAGGCAUCCAGCAUGACCUGUCUGCCAGUAUCCGCCCAGAGCUCUUCACCCCAGAUGACCAGGCGCGGUACGGUAUCAACUCGCAGAUCAGCUGCCUCGCAUACGACCCCGUGCAAUCAUUGUUGGCCAUCGGCACGAGCGAGAGCAGGUAUGGCUCCGGCAAGAUUUAUGUCUUUGGGCAGCGAAGAGUGCAGAAGAUCCUCGAGCCUCUACGUGCGACAACCUUCAACGACGUGCAGUUCACCGGCAACCGCCUCGUCAGCACCGAUUCCAAGAACGAACUCGCCAUCUGGGACCUCGACACCGGGGGACGCAUCGGUGUGCAGGUGAUCGCUGGCCACAUCGUCUCGAUCGUGACGGACCCCAUGCUAGACUGGGUCUUUGUCGGCCUGCAGAACGGAGAGGUGCUGGCGUACGACCUGGAUAGGGUCAGUCUAUCCCGUGCUUUCCGGCUACCGAACUUUUGGCACGAGAAGGAACCUACCGUGCGCGCCGUCAGUCUCGUCUCUCUGGCCUUGCAUCCUCGUGACAUUGGCAAGCUGCUCAUUGCAUACAGCCAUGGCGCUGUCGUCUACUCCUUCAAGCAGAACAAGGCCACCCAGUUCCUCCACUACGGCGUGCCCCCAGGUGCCAGCGGAGGCAACAACGUGGGCACUGACAAAAUUCGCUACCCUCGGCUGACGCAUGCCUUGUGGCAUCCGUCCGGCACAUUUGUCGCCACUGUGCACGACGAUGGCAGCCUGGUCUUUUGGGACCACAGGGAAGAGAAGAUCGUGCUGGCGCGCACCCUCAACCAGAUGCACGUUGACCAGCCCGACUCGACGUCUGCGCAGGCCACCUUUGCCGAGCCAAUCACUGACAUCAAGUGGUGCUGCAAGCAGAACUGCGACGACUCCGGCCUUUUGAUCUCGGGGGGACAGCCUGCCGGAGCUGCGCCCAAGAGCAUGACGUUUAUCGAUCUUGGCGUGACCCCCGUCUACGCAACAGCGACAUGGCAAUCGCUCGCGCAGUACUUUCAGGGGAAGACUCACAAAGAACUUCCCUUGCCGGCUGGGGCGCAGGCGAAGAAAUUCCUGCUCAUCCCUCGUGAAUCGCCAUACUUUGCCGGUGCCCAAGACCCCAUCGCCAUCGUUUCACUCUUGACGUCGGGAGAGCUCAUUACCAUGACUUUCCCUUCUGGCUACCCCAUCAGUCCCACAAACCAGCUACACCCUUCAACCUUCUUCGUCCACCCCUUCAUCACAAAAGUCCAAGUGUCGCCGCUCGAGAGGGCGCGCUGGCUGGCAAUGAUGGAGAAGCGCGAUCAGGGCGAACCCUUGCUCAAAGGAGGUGCCGAGGGCCCGCGGCCGCGGAAGCGUUUCGAGGAACGCACAAUCAUCCAGGCAGCCCAGGCCGACAGCACCAUCCGGAUCUGGGACUCGGGACACGCGGACGAGAUUGAGAAUGGGCAGCAGCUGCAGGUCGACAUGGCACGUACGCUGAAUCGGUUUGACGACAUUGAGAUUACGACAAUGAACAUGGCCGGGAACACGGGCGAGUUUGUCGUUGGCACUCGCACGGGGGAAGUCGUCGUGUUUCGCUGGGGACAGAACCGAUUCUACGGCAAGACGGAACGCCCACAACACAUUGAUCCGAACCCCAUGGGCUUGACUGACAUCAGCUCCCGAUCCGAACCUGCUCUUAAGGAGGGCCUGAACCCGUUGGUCCUGUACGAGAUGAUGCAAGGUCCUAUCACUGCGGUGCAGAUAUCAAACGUAGGCUUUGUUGCUGUCGGCUCAGAGCUCGGCUUCCUGUCGCUGAUCGAUUUGCGGGCCCCAGCGAUCAUCUACCAGGCGCCCAUGACGGACUUUGCCAAGCAAGAGAAGCGCACGUCCUUCCUCAAGGGGCACCACUCCAAAUCAGAUGCGCCGCCCAAGGAGUGGCCUGUUGUCAUUGAAUUUGGCGUCAUGACUCUGGACGAGGACAAGUACUCCAGCAUCUGCUGUUUCGUCGGGACGAACCUCGGCAAGGUCAUCACGUUCAAGAUACUCCCGGGCCAGAACGGAUCGUACUCGGUGCAGCUGGCUGGUGUUGUCGCGUUUGACGACAAGAUUAUCUCUCUGAACCCCAUUGAGGCAGAUACUGGCAAGCCGGCCGUCGCAACUGGUGGUAGCGUUGCCGGCCUACGUGAGGGCCGGUCCGUUAACGUGACUGAGAAAGAGAUUCGCAUCUUCCGUCCCGCCAACUCAAAGGGCGCAUCGAAAGAAUUCGACGACAUCCUCUGCGAUGCCGCGAGCGUGGCCGAGCUGGAGCUGCAAGGCUUUGCGGUGAUUGGCGUCUUUGGCGACCAGACAGCCCGCGCCUUUUCUAUCCCUGGCUUGAAGGAGAUCGGCCGCGCGCCGCUGCCCAUGAUCGACGCGGGCAGAAGCACCAACACGACCGUGACGCCCACUGGCGAUGUCUUUGCAUGGACGGGACCAAGCGAGAUGGCGGUCAUCCAUUGCUGGGGCACUGGUCAGUCGCUGCAGCAGUCGCCAGACACCAUGAUCAACCCCAAGCUCGAGUGUCCUCCACGGCCCACCAUCUCCAACCUGCAAUGGAUCUCGGGCACGCAAUAUGUGUCGCCGCUGGACCUAGACCUUCUCGUCGGCGGCCCGGACAGGCCCCCCAGCAAGCGCAUGCUCGAGGCAGCGGCCCAGGAGAAGCGUAACAUCCACAAUGGCGAGGCCGGCGGUCCGUCCAACCCAAGCCAGGAAGGUUGGGGCGACUACCUGACGCGCCAGCUCAACGAACGCACCGAGAAGCUGAACAUUAUGGGGGACAGCAUGGAUGGGCUGCAGCAGCAGAGCCAGGGCUGGGCGACGGACGUGAACAAGUACAUCAGCAAGCAGAAGAGGAGCUUUGUCAUGAACAGCGUGAAGAGCAAGUUCUUUUGA